Messenger RNA from Hypoxylon fragiforme, 2351 nucleotides. RefSeq lists its product as uncharacterized. Gene Ontology annotation, molecular function: [methionine synthase] reductase (NADPH) activity; FMN binding; flavin adenine dinucleotide binding. The coding region runs from base 1 to 1833 and encodes 610 amino acids. Gene Ontology annotation, biological process: homocysteine metabolic process. The record is from RefSeq and is a predicted model, not a curated record. The transcript has a single exon. Gene Ontology annotation, cellular component: cytosol. Lineage: Eukaryota; Fungi; Ascomycota; Sordariomycetes; Xylariales; Hypoxylaceae.
AUGUCUACUAGCAUUGAGCAGCUGAUUCACUCGGCGCCCGACUAUGCAUAUGCGCCUGAGGAAGAAACUCGCACUCCUUCUGUCGCUCCAUCUUUAACCUAUUCCGAUGAUUCCGAUGAUCAAGAGGAGCCUCAACCUCCCCCGCGCAGGCGACGCGCUUCCACAAGAUUGAUCGCCAAAAGUCCCGCCGAUGUGCAACGAAUCACUGGUGAAUCUACUCAGCAGUUACUAAACCGAUGUUGCGGUGGUGGCUGUUGUAUGAACCUGUCCAAGAAGAAUGAAGGAGUUGAAUAUGAACAUAUUCCAUUUCCGGACAAUGAGGCUUUCCGUUCUUUAGGAUUGAAGAUUGAUGGAAUACCCACGACCUUGACCAAUGUUCCAGAUCUUCCUGAACAAACCGCCUUUCUUCAAUCAAUCCGACAAGGCUUCAGUAGCCAACCUCUAGUUGAUUCCACAAUCUCUGUUGGAAACCAAGGCGCCUCGGCUGCAAUUGAAACCAGUUUUCAGAAUCUAACCCUCGAAGAUCUUGAUACCUCAAUUCAGCCUCCGUCAUACGUGACUCCCCAUCCUCCCCAUCAUGUCUUUCCUGCCAAGCUUGUCAACACUCGCGAGUUAACCAAGCCCGGCGCUGAGAAGCGUACGUAUCACUUCGACCUAGACAUCACUAACUAUCCCGAUGAGGAAGGUGUCGAUUUCAAGGUUGGAGGAGCAAUUGGCAUCUCAGCCCCCAAUGAUACCGCCGCAGUGGAUCUGGUGUUUGACUUACUUUUGGUUCCCCGGUAUCUGCGUGAUAAGUCCGUUCUGUUGCGCACCACGCGUGGUCGCUGGCCCACCGUAUGGGGCAAAGACCGAGCUCGGGAACUUGUUACUACCCGAAGAGCCCUGCUCACUUGGUGUUCCGAUAUUCAAUCAUACCCACCUACUAAACCUCUAUUGCGAAUUCUUGCCGAGUACGCGCUAGACCCCAAUGAGAAGAAGAUUCUCAUGUUCCUCUGCUCCAGCGAAGGGCAGGGUGUCUUUUGCGACUUCCGUACUGGACCCUAUAUUAGUCUCGCGCAGAUUUUGAGCGCCUUCCCAUCAGCCAAGCCGCCUCUAGACUUGUUAUUGACAGUGCUUCAACAGCUUAUGCCACGAUUUUACUCCCUUUCUAAUGACCCCCACAAGUCAUAUGAGGAAUGCGACAAAAAACAGCACCGCAUUAUUGAGAUAGCCGUCACCGUUCAAGAAGUGGCUGACUGGCAGGCGGGCAGCCGAACUGGCGUGGGCUCGGGUUUCUUUGAGCGCCAGGCUCGUAAAUUCUUAGAAGCCCAACGUACAGGAGGGAAAGCACCUGAGAUACAUAUCCCCAUUUUCAAGGGCCUCAUGGCCAACCCACUCGCCAAAGAAUUUGUGUCUGAUGGUCCGAUGCUCCUUAUUGGGGCAGGCGUCGGCAUCGCACCAUUCCGCGGCUUCGUCCAGCACCGUCUCAAGAACGCAAAUUGUGCCAACAAGGUCUGGGUCCUCCAGGGCGUUCGGGACUCGCUUGUUGAUGAGCUUUAUGGCGGAGAGUGGGGUGUGCAUGAGGACAAAGUGAAGAAGGUGAUUGAGAGUCGUCGCGGUGAGAGCCGUUAUGUCCAAGACGAAGUGCUCCAUCAAGCAGAGCUGGUGUGGUCCAUCAUCAACUCAGUCGAUGGCCGCGUCUUUGUCUGUGGUAGCUCCAAGGGUAUGGGAGAGGGCGUCGAAGAGGCGCUUAUCAAAGUGGCCAGACAAAAGGGCAACCUAGAGUACGAAGAGGCAAAGAAGUUCUGGGGGUUGAAGAAAGACGUCGGGCAGUAUAUCACUGAGACGUGGUAGUGGGGUAUGCAUGGGGGGCGGUCGGAGGAAGUCGGAGAUACGAGCUCUUCGCAAGUGCAAGGCCGUACCGUCCUUCGACUAAGCCCUUCCAGGAAUAGGAGCCUACCUACACAUUUCUGAUUUGAUUGAUGUUCAUAGCAUCCGGUGUUUUAGAAGAAGAAAAAGGCAUGGGGGCCGGGCGUUCGCGCAAGGUGGAUAUGGACUUAGGCAGCGAGGCCCGAUUCGCAAUGAUAGCGGCAUUUUCAUUUAUUCGAGCUGGCAUUGCGAGAACUUACACUUACGGACAUCGGAGAACUCGGGGAUAGAUCUCGUAGGAGGGAGGGCUUCGGAGCAGUGCGAAUGAGUUUUGCGAUGCUCUUCUUUCCUUGCCCGACGGGCAGGAUUGUACAUACAUAGCCACACCAAGUUACACCAAGUAUAUAGAUAUGGUUGACGAUGGUGUUGUGUAAAUCAAACGAUAUACCUUUGAAGUCUUUAAAUAUUCAAGGCAUAUGAUUCUACCUGAUGUGGUAUAUAUA